Molecule: messenger RNA, 2136 nt
Organism: Arabis nemorensis
Lineage: Eukaryota; Viridiplantae; Streptophyta; Magnoliopsida; Brassicales; Brassicaceae
Source: the annotation of a GenBank genome assembly
AUGUUGGCCUCACUGAUCAUCUUCUUUGCUCUUCUCUGCAACUAUGCGACUGUCACUGCCUUAAACGACGAGGGCUUCGCGCUCUUGACCUUUAAGCAAAGCGUUCACGAUGACCCUACAGGUUCCCUGAGCAAUUGGAACUCAUCGGACCUAGACGCCUGUUCGUGGAACGGUGUUACUUGCAAAGAAUUCAGGGUGGUCUCUCUAAGCAUCCCAAGGAAAAGUCUUUACGGUUCUCUCCCUUCUUCUCUAGGGUUUCUCUCCAGUCUCCGUCACUUGAAUCUCCGUAGCAAUAGGUUUUAUGGGUCGUUGCCUAUUCAGCUUUUCAACCUUCAGGGACUUCAAAGUUUAGUACUUUACGGUAAUUCCUUUGAUGGGUCCGUUUCUGACGAGAUUGGUAGGCUUAAGCUUCUUCAGACCUUAGAUUUGUCGCAGAAUCUCUUCAAUGGUUCGUUACCUCCUUCGAUUCUACAAUGCAACAGAUUGAGAACGCUCGAUGUAAGCCGGAACAACUUCUCUGGUCCUUUGCCUAAUGGUUUUGGCUCAGCUUUUGCAUCUCUGGAGAGACUCGACCUCGCAUUCAACCAAUUCAACGGUUCGAUCCCUAGUGACAUCGGAAACCUCUCUAAUCUGCAAGGAACUGCUGAUUUCUCUCAUAAUCACUUCACCGACUCUAUCCCACCUGCUUUAGGAGAUCUCCCUGAGAAGGUUUACAUUGACCUCACUUUCAAUAAUCUCUCCGGUCCGAUUCCUCAAACCGGUGCUCUGAUGAACAGAGGACCAACGGCGUUUAUAGGCAACACAGGGCUAUGCGGACCGCCAUUGAAGGACCUUUGUCCAGGAAAUGAACUCGGUCGUAAUGCUUCUUACCCUUUCAUCCCAAGCAACAAUCCGCCUGAUGAUUCCGAUGGUAACUCUGAAACCAAACAGAAAUCAAGUGGUUUGAGCAAAAGUGCCGUCAUUGCCAUUGUUCUCUGCGAUGUUUUCGGUAUCUGCCUUGUGGGUUUGCUUUUCACUUACUGCUACUCAAAGUUCUGCGCUUGUAGCAGCGAAAACCGGUUCGGGUUUGAGAAAGAUUCCAAGAAAAGAGCUGCAGAGUGUCUGUGUUUCCGGAAAGACGAGUCGGAAACUCAAUCUGAGAAUGUGGAGCAUUGCGAUAUUGUUGCCCUUGACUCUCAGGUGGCGUUUAACCUUGAGGAGCUGCUAAAGGCGUCGGCUUUCGUUCUCGGGAAGAGCGGAAUCGGCAUUGUGUACAAAGUGGUUCUUGAGAAUGGACUCACACUAGCCGUCCGGAGAUUAGGGGAAGGAGGGUCUCAGAGAUUCAAGGAGUUUCAGACUGAAGUUGAAGCCAUAGGGAAACUUAGACAUCCUAACAUUGCUAAUCUUCGAGCUUAUUAUUGGUCUGUUGAUGAGAAGCUUCUCAUCUAUGACUACGUUCUCAAUGGUAACCUUGCAACCGCACUCCACGGGAAGCCGGGGAUGGUGACUGUCGCUCCUUUGUCAUGGUCUGAACGGCUGAGGAUAGCGAAAGGGAUUGCUACAGGGCUUGUCUAUCUGCACGAGUUUAGUCCCAAGAAAUACGUCCAUGGAGAUCUUAAGCCUAGCAACAUUCUCAUAGGGCAGGACAUGGAACCUAAGAUCGCUGAUUUUGGACUAGCACGGUUGGCUAACAUUGCUGGAGGAUCUUCCCCAACAAUACAGUCUAACAGAAUCAUCCAAACGGAAGAGAAGCAGCAACACCAUCAUAAGAGCGUAUCUUCGGAGUUCACAGCUCACUCUUCGUCUGGCUCCUACUAUCAGGCACCCGAGACUCUUAAGAUGGUAAAACCGUCUCAGAAGUGGGAUGUCUACUCUUAUGGGGUCAUUUUACUGGAAUUGAUAGCGGGUAGGUCUCCGGUAUUGGAUGUGGGUACAUCGGAAAUUGAUCUAGUUCGGUGGAUACAAGUAUGCGUUGAAGAGAAAAAACCAUUGUGUGAUGUUCUUGAUCCAUGUUUGGCUCCUGAAGCAGAUAAGGAAGACGAGAUUGUGGCUGUUCUUAAGAUUGCAAUCAGUUGUGUGAAUAACAGUCCAGAGAAAAGGCCUACCAUGAGGCACGUUUCCGAUACUCUCGACAGAUUACCCGUUGCCAGCGAUUGA